AUAAACAGUUCAUAAGAUAUUUGUGUAGUAGUCUAGCAAAAUAGUCGAGGAGAUGAAGUGUUAUUGGAUCCCCUUACUAUUUGCCGCGGUAGGGGCUCGAGCCGCGGAGGAUUCCAAUGGUAAUACUUGUAAUGCCAAUUACGCUCGGUUACUAGAACUUAACACGCAGGAGCAGACACUGAGGCUUGAGUUAGAGACACGGGUUCGAAGCCUACAGGACCAAGUUGAAAGUCUACAGUCAAGUGUUGACAGACUGACAGUUGAAAUGGUAAACAGUAAGAAACAAGUUGCUUUCUCAGGCAAGUUGAGCAGAAACAUACCGAGUUCAGAGGGCAAGAACGUCGCCAAUUUCGAUACCGUCAUUACCAACGUUGGAAACGCGUACAGUACUACCACGGGUGUCUUCACCUGUCCAGUCAGUGGGAUAUACCUGUUUGUAUGCAAUAUUGUUGGUGGUCCAACUGGUCAAACUCGGAUAAGAGUAUAUCAUAACGGGAAAGCGAUCGGACGCCCAUGGACCGGGAACGGAGUUCACGAACCAGGAGCAGACAGCACUGUGAUCCAUGCUGAAGCCGGAGACGAGGUGUAUGUCAAAGAUUUGAUAACAUGGUCAAUAAAUCUUGAUAACUUUUCGAAAUUUACCGGAGUUCUUAUCAAAGCUGACUAAUGACUUUAGAAAUAUAUUGAAAUGUCAGCCGUCACGUUAAAUUGUAUUUUGUUUCUUGUUUUGUCAAAUUUGUUUCCUGUUAUGUAAAUGAAUAUGAAACUACAGUUGAAACUCAUUAACUCAAGCUCGCUUACCUCGAAAUGCCACCUAUCUUGAAGAAUGUUACAAGUCCAGUCAAAAUACCUUCUUAAUGUUUGUAUUUUCACUCCGGUGAAGUCAAAUUCAACAUACUGACACUUCGAUUGUGUCGAAAAAAAUUAGAAGUUCCCUCAGUCAAAUUCCUACAUAUUUGCGUCACGGUAUGCCGAUGUGAAGAUUUUGAACAUAAAUAAAUGCGUGAUCAUGCGUUGCAAAUAAAACAAAGUUAAAAUUAUGAACAAAAUGCAUUUCAAAUUGUUACGUUCUCACAAAAUGCAUAUAAAAUGUAUAUGCCAUGUUUACAUGUUUACAUGUACACAUAUACAUGACAUGUAGACAUAUAUAUGAGGCGACGUGUCAUUUUAAGUCAAAUUUCGGUUGUCGCGAAAUAAAAUGUUCGGUACCUCGGAAUAUGAGUUAACAGCUUUAACAGUAUGUGUAUUGUAUAACACCAAUAUAUCAAAGUUACUUAAUAAAACAUCAUGACGUUAACACCUCGCUCUUUAACAUGACGACUAUGAAUUGAACUUUUAACCGUAUAACAACUGUUAGUAUUAGGCUUGAAUUUAUGUAUACAUGUACCUUCUUGGUAAUAAAUGCUGUGACAAACGCAAGAUGUACAGACAAAGUUUAGUGUUCGUUACAACAUUUACUACAGACAUAACCUUUGUUAUUUGUAUAGCGUUUAUACUGUUUGACAUAAAAUGACACGUGUGAUUCUAUCGACUAAUAAAAUAAGAUGCGAUGUGUAUCUGAAAUGAGAGAAAUUAUGCAGGUUGUCAGAAAGAAAGGGACCGUAAGACUAAAAUGUUCAAAACCUUUCCAAUUUUAAUAAAUCAUAAUGGUUGGCGAGAUUAAAAAUGGAUACCAUUUUAUUGGUUUGUCCGUUUUAUUAUGAUUUAAGGAAUCAAUAUUUGCAAACAUAUUAUUGUAUGUGGCCAAGUUUUCAUCAAUUCAAAUCUAUUAUUCAGCUCAAAGGAGUAAGCAUGUCAGUUUAACAAAAUAUAUUUACUUCGCAACGCUUGUAAGAAAUGAACAUGAUAAUGCAAUAAGAUGACUUCAUUUAUAAUAAUGUAAUUAAUGAAUGGUACACUAAAGAAAGUUAUUUGCCUGUUUGUAUGUAUAUAAUGCCUUAAAUAUUCUUAGUUGAUUGCUCAUUCCAUACAUGCCUUAUAUUAUGUUAUAUGUGUAUGAACCGCCACAUUGUUACCUGCAGUGAGCAAGUACAUAUUUUUGCCUAAUAAACUUUGACUUUGAAAUUCAAAUAACCUUUCUCAAUAAAGAUACUCUAAAUCACAUUUUCGAAUGAUUAUCUUCUUGAUAUACAACUCGAAUAAUGUUGAGCAACCUCAAAAGGACAAGCGUCCAAAACUAUGAAUAAAUAUUUUUAAUUUAGUAUUUACUUAGAUUCUUCAUUAGUUUCCUUUAGUCAUAAAUUCAAAUGCCCUUUUAAACAGUCUUUAUUUCAUACCUGAAAUAGUUAGGUCUAGUGUGCGUGUGUGUUUUGCAACAGCAAAGAAUAACGUAAAGAUAAGAUUUUGAUAGUGUUGUUUUGAUCACAUCUUUAAAAAGCAGUUUCGAAUCUCAACGCAUGCAAUUUUAAAAAGAUUUUAUUUCCGUUUUUAACACAUGAAUUGCGUUGUUCUUUUUCAUUAUAUACUAUUUAAACUUUAAGUUGAAGUGUAAUUGAUUUGUGUUUGCUUGUUUGCGUUUUGUCUUAUUUUAAUAACAUUUCUUUAAGAUACCAGUAAUAUUACACAGCAUAUGCUAUUUUUCGAUUCAAGUCAUACUACAAUAUACCAAGAAAAAUGUCUUUUUAUACAUUAUAUCUCCAUUAUACUAGAAUUCAUAUUGCCGUAUGGAUUAAUAGCUAAAGAAUGAGUUCUUGCUAACAAAUAUUUAAAGUUCUUUCUUUAUAAGCUUUGUGUCUUUUUUUUUUCUUAUAACCUUCUCUUAAAGUCAUAUGCUUGUAUUUGUCAAUUCAUAGAUCCAUUAUGUGAAAUUGUGUAAUAUUUCAUUAAACCUGGUUAUUUUACUGAACACAAUCGUACUGUAAUAAUGUCAGCUAUCAACAUCUAAAAAACGCAUUUUGGUUGAUUAUAAAAGUAAGACCUAGAAGUUUACAUAUUUUAUGGCAUUUUUGGGUAAUACUCUAACCAGGCAAAAGCGAUAAAUCUGCAAAACCAACAAAAAUAAACACGAAGUGACACAGUGAAAUAUUAAAACAUUGGUAA
Molecule: messenger RNA, 3039 nt
Organism: Mercenaria mercenaria
Lineage: Eukaryota; Metazoa; Mollusca; Bivalvia; Venerida; Veneridae
Product: complement C1q-like protein 4
Exons: 2
Coding region: 53-667 (204 amino acids)
Molecular function (GO): protein binding
Source: RefSeq, a predicted model, not a curated record